AAAUAGAGCGCUUUUCCAUAAUUUACAGAAACAAAUCGUCUUCUUUGCUACGACAAGAGGAAUCUACUUGUUACUCUAUUCUUCUCCCUCUCCGGAUUGCUUCCGACGCAAGUUUAAUCGAAACCCUCUCCUCUUAUCUUUCCUCGUUCCUGUUCUUACAUGCCGUCGAAGAUUGUUGUCAGGAAAAGGAAGUCAAGAGACGGUGCCACCAGUGUAGCUGAGACUCUAAACAAAUGGAGAGAGGACAAUGAGAUAACCGAGGCUGCUUCUCGCAACGACGAUGGUUGUCUCAAACCGAAACCGAUCCGAAAGGCUCCUCCGAAGGGUUCUAGAAAAGGUUGUAUGAAAGGCAAGGGAGGACCUGAGAACGGGAUUUGGAACUACAGAGGAGUUAGACAGAGGACUUGGGGGAAAUGGGUUGCUGAGAUCCGUCAGCCAUGUCGUGGUGCUAGGUUGUGGCUAGGUACUUUCCCUAGCUCUUAUGAAGCUGCGUUGGCUUAUGACGAGGCUGCUAAAGCUAUGUAUGGUGAGGCAGCUAGACUCAAUCUUCCUGACAUCUCGAAUGUCUCUUCUUUGACUACUGCCGCUGGCUCGGUUACUACAUUGUCAAAUGAAUCUGAAGUUUGUGCACUUGAGGAUACAAAUGUGAAAGAAGAGGAUGGUGGCGAUGAAUAUGGUUUCGUGAAAAGCUCUCAGUGUGUUAAAGAGGAGAUGGGUGUACCUGACUCAGCUGAUACUUUUGGAUAUGGCAAUGAACAUGAAGCAUGGGACUUUGGUGUGGACGAGAUGUUUGAUGUGGAUGAGGUGAUGGGUUUGUUGGACGAGAUCAAUGUGUCUGGUCAAGAGACAACGCAGAGUCAAGAUGCUAGCUUGCUAGGGAGCCUCAACCACAUGGAGACUGCUCAUCCUGGGGUUGAUUGUGGAUAUCCAAUAGUGCAGCCAAGUGAAAGAAACAACAGUUGUGUGGAUUUAGACCGUUACUGAUACUUACUGAUGUUAAUGGUUUGAGGCAUACUAAAUCUACUUUAGUUAAAUGUAGGACAAGUUCGGUUAUGAACUUAUGAUUCCUUCCUUCUUUUCUGUGAAUACAUGCAAAGUUUCAGUCUUUGGAUACACAUGAAAGUUUCAAAGUUUUA
This is a messenger RNA of Brassica napus (rape), 1136 nucleotides long. RefSeq names its product dehydration-responsive element-binding protein 2C-like. Gene Ontology annotation, molecular function: transcription cis-regulatory region binding; DNA-binding transcription factor activity. The transcript is spliced from 2 exons. NCBI's taxonomy places the organism in Eukaryota, Viridiplantae, Streptophyta, Magnoliopsida, Brassicales, Brassicaceae. The coding region runs from base 160 to 984 and encodes 274 amino acids. The record is from RefSeq and is a predicted model, not a curated record. Gene Ontology annotation, cellular component: nucleus. Gene Ontology annotation, biological process: positive regulation of DNA-templated transcription; response to stress.